CACACAUGUGCCAGCACUUACUUGUCUUGUGCGCCCUGCUUGUGCGCCCUGCUUGCUUGGGUGGGUGCGUGUUGUGUUUGAAGCGCUGCAGCUUCGACCCCGGGCUUCGCUGUUGGCCGCACCAGGUGUUGCAACAAGCGCCGACACAGGCUCGUCGGCACCCGUCAGACCAGGCCAGCAGCGAAAUUCGCACGCACCACGCAUCGGCAGAGCGGGAGUAGCGUCGAGCUAGGGAGUGCAAGUUCUGACCACUAGCCCAAUCUGACCUUGACAGCACGCGACGAUCGAC
This is a messenger RNA of Trichoderma asperellum CBS 433.97, 289 nucleotides long. NCBI's taxonomy places the organism in Eukaryota, Fungi, Ascomycota, Sordariomycetes, Hypocreales, Hypocreaceae. The record is from RefSeq and is a predicted model, not a curated record.